AUGUCAACCAUAACAUUUGUUACAGGAAACGCCAACAAACUCAAAGAAGUAACUGCAAUAUUAUCAACUUCCUCAGAAGAGUCCAACAAAGUGGGUAAAUUCUGCAUUACAAACAAAUCCAUCGACUUGGAUGAAGUUCAAGGCACCAUUGAAGAAGUCACAAUUCAUAAAGCCAAAUCCGCAGCUGAGCAAAUUAAUGGUCCUGUCUUAGUUGAAGAUACAUGUUUAGGAUUCAAUGCAUAUAAUGAUUUACCUGGCCCAUACAUAAAGUGGUUUGUUAAACUGAUAGGAUUGCAAGGACUAGUCAAGAUGUUGGCUGGGUUUGAAGAUAAAGGAGCCAAUGCAAUUUGUACCUUUGGGUAUUGUGAAGGACCGGGUAAAGAAGUCAAGAUAUUCCAAGGAAGAACCCAAGGUACUAUUGUUGAUAGUAGGGGUCCAACUGACUUCGGAUGGGAUUCAGUGUUUCAACCAAUUGGAUAUGAUCAGACUUAUGCUGAGAUGGAUAAAUCAGUUAAAAACACAAUAAGUCAUAGAUAUAGAGCAUUAGAUAAAGUCAGAGAUUAUUUAGUAUCACUUUAG
This is a messenger RNA of Lodderomyces orthopsilosis Co 90-125, 579 nucleotides long. It is a transcript of the gene HAM1, whose product is annotated as nucleoside triphosphate pyrophosphohydrolase. NCBI's taxonomy places the organism in Eukaryota, Fungi, Ascomycota, Pichiomycetes, Serinales, Debaryomycetaceae. The record is from RefSeq and is a predicted model, not a curated record. Gene Ontology annotation, biological process: nucleoside triphosphate catabolic process. The transcript has a single exon. Gene Ontology annotation, molecular function: nucleoside triphosphate diphosphatase activity. Bases 1 to 579 code for a protein of 192 amino acids. Gene Ontology annotation, cellular component: cytoplasm.